GUGACUGGUCAACCGAUUAGGGCCACGCAUCGGACUGGGGUCGGGACUGCAGCCUCCUCGGAGAUCCACGCAGCCUCACCCUCUCGACACGGAGCCCCACGAGGGGGGGCCCAGUGGGGAGAUGCAGAACCUCCUGGGGCCCGCGUGCAUCUUCCUCCGGGGGGGCCUAGCCGAGGCCCUCAUCAAGGAGAGGGAACUUCGCCCCGAAGAGAUUGAAGAGCUGCGCGAGGCGUUCCGCGAGUUUGACCGCGACGGCGACGGUUUCAUGACGUGCCGCGACCUCGGCCUGUGCAUGCGGACCAUGGGCUUCAUGCCCACCGAGAUGGAGCUGCUGGAGCUCUCGCAGAGCAUCAACAUGACUCAGGGUGGCCGCGUGGACUUUGAAGACUUUGUGGAGCUGAUGGCCCCGAAACUCCUGGCGGAGACGUCGGGGAUGGUGGGGAUCAAAGAGCUGAGGGACGCCUUCCGUGAGUUUGACACGAACGGGGACGGCAGGAUCAGCUCAGCGGAACUGCGUGAGGCCGUGGCGCAGCUGAUGGGGGAGCAAGUGUCGGCCCGGGAGAUCGAUGAGAUCGUGCGCGACGUGGACACCAACGGAGACGGACACGUCGACUUCGAGGAGUUCGUGAAGAUGAUGUCGCGCUGAUGGGCGGGACCGUCCCGCGGGCGAGCUCGACGACGCCGCCACUCAUCCCACACAUCGUACCUCCCCCCCGACCCCACCACCCGGCCCCCGGACCCGGUCACCCUCUCCUCGACCUGCGCUUCCCUCCCACAUUGAAACGCGGCGCCUCUCGGGCGCGCAUGUUUCGUGUUGUUCCCGCGUGCCCGUUGUUCGGUGCGCCAUGUCCGACGUUUUGCUGCACGUGCCGGGAAAAGCUUCUCCUGCUGGGAAGGAGGCUCCCAGCACGUGGAGCGGAGACGUCGCGCAUGGCGCCCAAAUGGCACGCGAGCGACUCUCGCGAGAGCGGCGGCGGAAACACCGAGGGGAGGUUGGGAGGGAAAUUUAGUCAGCAUUACCACCUUCGAUAGCGUCAAUCGACUGGGUGCUCAAGUAGUCCACUCUCAUUAGCUCUCGACAUACAUGGGGAGUGCUGAGGUGUUGCUACAUUAGGUGGUACCAGUUUCUGCUCUCGCCCGUGGGCUAAGCGUCUCCUCGCGAGUUUAACCACGAGUUGUCAAUCCCUAUCCUGUAUCCAAAUGUAUUCACCACCUCCACCACCACCCCUCGUAUAGAGCUGCUCGACACACGGUGCGUUUGAGCGACACUUUCCGUGCAAGCCGCAGCAAUGAAGAACAUAUAACGUGACGCACCGUGCAAUGCAAAUUCCAUUUGUCCUUAACGUCCUUGUGUGUGUGCGCGCGCGCGCGUGUGUUCGUUCCUUGCAAAAGCGAAGGCCCUUGCCUGAUGUAUCUUUAUAUCUAUAACACACACAUGUACUUUGGAGCUAGUUCUGUUAGUCUCCUGUUAAGUAAAGCUGCCAGAUUUCUGGGAGGUCAUCCAGGACAUGGUGACGAGCCGACAACUCCCCUCCUUCAGGCAGGCCGUGCCGUUUCCUGUUGGCAUGAGUUGAACACCAGGCCAGGAGAGCAGAGGCCCCCCACAAAAUCCGGAGUUUUUGCGGGGACAUUGGGACAGACUUUGUGAACCCACCGGGGUGUGAACCAGAAACAUGGUAGCCACCGGUACCGGUACGCAGCGGCCCUGCUGUAGCAACAAGAGGAAACGGAGGAGUUUGUACUUAAUUCUAGAUUAGAAGUUUUCGUGACUGCAAGGAUCCAUACUCUUUGGUUCUUUCGGUAAAGUCACGUGGGUGAAAAUAAAAAUAAAAUGAAAAAGUGAAAACAACUAAAUUAAAUCACGACGUUUCGGGCGCAACACAAGCGUCCUUCAUCAGGUGGGGAUUUUGUACUUUUAGCCAGAGCCGUUGUUAUUGCACGCACACUGCCCGCAUCGGUCCAGAUCCAUCACUCGUGUCUUCCCCAUAGCGACCCCACCGUUAGAGUCGCGACCUCCGAGAUAACAAAAACAUGUCGGGACACAUCAUGGUAAAGAGGAAUCUCUCACGAUAUCAGAAAAUGGGAGCGCUGCGUGUGAACUCAUCGAUUAAUUGGUGCAUUAUUAUCAUUGUUGUUAUUCCAGUGAAUAAAUAAAAACAGGGACUUGUAAGGUUACAGGGAGAUUGACAAGAUUUGCCAGAAUGGGAGCAGCUGCCUCCUGGGAAAACCGGGACAGGUGGCAACCCCCGAGUUGUUCUGUGAAGCAACAGGGUUGUCAGCAAGCUGCUGCUGUGGGGGCUACGUUGUCAACAGCAGAGGCCCGUGCAGCAAAAUCCAUUGUUGUACUGCACUUCAAUGCUCCCGCGUCAAGCCCCUUAAAUACAUUGACCCACACUUGACCACCGUGGUGAAAUGUGGUCAAAUAACUUUAACAAAAAGGCGACUUUCGCAACCAAUAGUAUUCACUUUUUGGGUUAGAUAUCGCGUAAAUGUAACUGUUGUACACCCACAUCCACGCAAGAAAGCCAUGAAAGUUUAUAUUAUUGGUUCUUUCGGUAAAGUCACGUAGAAGGGAAAUAAUAAAAUAAAAUAAUAAAAAUAAAACAUUCUCACGACGUGAGAAAAGUUUUUCAAAUUUGCUUGUGGUGUUCACACCUGAUGAUGAUUGCUUGUGUUGCAAUCGAAACGUCGUGAGAAUUUUAUUGUUUUUUUUCCCUUCUACGUGACUUUACCGAAAGAACUAAGAAUAUGAAUCCCUGCAGUCACGAAAGCUUUAAAUCCAUUAAGGUUUGUCACGUGAUCAGAACGUGCCCAAUGUAUCACUUCUGGCAAACGCCUGAUGCUGCUGAUUGUAACCACCAGCGAGACAUCGAUCCGUCGAUUGUAAAUGUUGUGGUUUUGCUCUCCAACACAACCCGGUGGUGCCGAAGUAGUCACCAAUGUGCACGUUCCGUUCACGUGACAAAUCGCGAUGACGUCACGCCACGCACUCGUCCGCUCCCCGUCGACGUUUUUAGGCGAAACGGCGUCAUCAUCGCCGCCCAUUAAAUAACCACGUGCAACGAAUUGAUGACCCCUUUGCUUUAAAUCGCUGUUCGCGGUUUUCUUCGGCGGCGUCUCUCCCGAUAACGACGUCCCCCCCCUCCCCCCCCCCCCCCAUUUUCAGUGGAACUUCCUCUACAGCAGCAGCUGCACCAGCUACAGCUGGUGCUUUGUGGGAGAUGUUCUCUCUCUUUUGGGAGUCGGUGCACGUCGCCGUUGUGUAGGCAGGCGGUGCAAUCUCACCCCCGUGGGACGAACACAACCACGGCGCCCGCUGGAGGGUUGACGACAUCAAACGCGACGGGAGUGGCGCUGACCACUGUGUGUGUGCGUGUUGCCAGCACUUUGAAACUCCGUGUGACACCAUUCCAUCACCACUUACCCCGUAAUAAAGCCUCGGAUUAACAGG
Molecule: messenger RNA, 3451 nt
Organism: Lethenteron reissneri (Far Eastern brook lamprey)
Lineage: Eukaryota; Metazoa; Chordata; Hyperoartia; Petromyzontiformes; Petromyzontidae
Product: calcium-binding protein 1-like
Cellular component (GO): cytoplasm
Molecular function (GO): calcium ion binding; calcium channel regulator activity
Source: RefSeq, a predicted model, not a curated record